UCCCCUUUUUUGUUAAUUAACGACCAAACUCCUACAACAACAACAACAACAACCAAUAGCAAGAAGAAGAAAAAAAGUCAAAUCAGUUGAUAUCUAUAUCAUUAAUGGAGGCGAUAAGCUUAUUGGGUCGGCUGAGGAAGGCGGUGAAGAAGAUUAAAUUCAUGAUGAAUUUUAGCAUUCAAAGAUGGCGGUUAGCGGCGAUGUUAGGCCGGACUUCGUCCAGAAAUCUCCGCCUUAGCUUCAACGAACGUCCAGGAUUAAAGGCAGCUUGUUCCGAAGAUAUUAUUAUGGAAGAAGAGCCGGUUUCUUCUUCAUCUCGUGGGCUUCAAAGAACCACCAGCUACGCUUCUGAAGAUGACGUGGACUCCCGUGCGGAGGCUUUCAUUGCUAAUUUCUAUCGCCAGCUCAGAAUCGAACGCCAGGUGUCACUUGAGCUUCAAUAUUGCCGUCGAAAUAGUUUUGAUUAAUCGUCGAUAUAAUCCCACCUGUGUAUUCUCCAAUUUGGUGAGGCAGAUUCAAUUCAAUUAGUUCAAGAAGAUUUGAAUUUGAAGA
Molecule: messenger RNA, 552 nt
Organism: Cucumis melo (muskmelon)
Lineage: Eukaryota; Viridiplantae; Streptophyta; Magnoliopsida; Cucurbitales; Cucurbitaceae
Exons: 1
Coding region: 105-467 (120 amino acids)
Source: RefSeq, a predicted model, not a curated record